CUGUCUAUGUUAGCAAAAUGGAAGGUUCUGGUCGCCUGAGAGCUGAAGGAUGACAGCCACAACAGAGAGACAGUGAUGCUGCUGACCUGACUGACCUGCCCUGAAGGGAUCAUCCAUCCUUCCAUCAUCAGUACCCUGUCUGUAAUAUUUAGGUAUCGGCAAUCAACUCAAGUUAUUCCUAAUUUAAGCUUGCCAACGAUGCGAGGAAAUGUCAAAAUUAUAACAAUUAGCUACUUGUCCCUUCUUCAAAACUGAGCUAACUAGCUAGCCAUAUAGGGAACGAGUUAUCGUUAGGCUAGCUAGUUAGCGGUCUCACCCCUCAUCCUCUUCGUUUUUGCUGGCAUCAAUCUUUGAUCCCUCGGAUUCUCCUGCCUGGCCGCCCUCUGCAACAGUCGGCGUCUGCUCUUCGGUGCUAGCCUCUCCGUCCUCCUCCAUUUUCACCACAGUUGGAUCUUCACCGGUUUCAAGGAAGUGUGAAGAGACCAUACCACAGGACAGCGUUUUCUUGUGCAUGCCGUGCUCUCUGCCCGCUAUGUGCGUCGCCCAGAGAUUGUCGUGAUCAGGCGACACACGGCCUGCAAUGAAGUCCCCGCUGGCAGGUACAAACAAGGACAUUUUAUUCCCAUACAUCAAAGAUCAUCUCGAGGAGUAUCUGUCGGCGCACUGGGAAGAAGAUGAAUGCAAACAAGACGUGCAUCUCCUUAAGAAACAGGUUGAGGAGGACCUGCGUCUGCACCGGGCUUGUGCGCAGCACUCCCUGGACCAGUCUGGGCACACGGACGAGGAGAAAGCCAUCAGGGAGGUGGUGGACAACGUGCUGUGGCAGAUGGCUUCGGACAGGAAGUCCACGGCUCUGAAACAGCUGCAGGGACACAUGUGGAGGGCGGCCUACGCUGCCGGGAGAAUCAAAGGCGAGGUGUACCAGGACGUGGUUCCAUCCAUCAGGAGGUGGAGACGGCAGGGCCUGAAGGUUUAUAUCUACUCCUCUGGCAGUGUGGAGGCUCAGAAACUACUGUUUGGAUACUCUGUAGAGGGAGACGUACUAGAUCUAUUUGAUGGCCACUUCGACACCAACAUAGGCACUAAAGUAGAAAGCAAAAGCUAUGUGAGGAUUGCAGAGAGAAUGGGCUGCCCACCUGAAGAAAUCAUGUUCCUGACAGAUGUCACACGAGAGGCCAAGGCAGCGGAGGAUGCUGGUGUGAACGUGGCUGUAGUGGUGCGGCCAGGGAACAUGGAGUUGACAGAGGAAGAAAGGUCUCACUAUAACCUCAUUACAACCUUCAGCCAACUGGAAGUGAAUGGCAGCGCUUAACACUGGAGGAGAGGGUAGGGGAGGGGGUAGAGAUGCUGCCGUCUGAUUUUCCCCUUCACCUCCCCAAAGUGUAUCCUCAUUGACUCCCCCUUGGGGAUAUAAAAAAAUGAUUGGUCUUCACAUGGGAGUUUUCACCAUAUAUCUUACACCUUUGCAUUGUUUUUAAAUCUGAGGGGGAGUAACGAAUGCACACUUCAGGGAGAAGAAGGGUAGAGAAACAGAACACAACCAGAGAGUGGGAGAAUACACUCACUCACUGGCCCUGUUCUAUCAAGUUCCCGCUUCCCCUAGCACCUGCUGCCCUUAGGUCUAAUGAAAGGACUGGAACGGUAAGAGCCACGUGAUGGACGCUCCUCUGUUGUUGAACACAGGAACUGUCGGGUAUUCAGGCUACGCACAGGGUGGGUGGUGGGCAACAAGCACUAAGAGCCGUACCAGUCUGCAGACUGCACGUUUAAGGGACAUGACAGGGCUUCUUUUUUUCUUUAACAUUUUAAAUAAAAACUAUUUAAGUUGA
Oncorhynchus kisutch (coho salmon) is the source of this 1829-nucleotide messenger RNA. It is a transcript of the gene enoph1, whose product is annotated as enolase-phosphatase 1. Gene Ontology annotation, molecular function: magnesium ion binding; acireductone synthase activity. Lineage: Eukaryota; Metazoa; Chordata; Actinopteri; Salmoniformes; Salmonidae. The transcript has 7 exons. The record is from RefSeq and is a predicted model, not a curated record. Bases 581 to 1312 code for a protein of 243 amino acids.